ACAUAAAACAGUUGAUGAUGUGUACAGCGAGCCCACGAAAAUGUUUUCCUGAGUUUAAAUAGUAUUAUUUUCUGUCUUCAAGUUAUAAAUUAGCUAGCUUUACAAGACACUUUCUUCCGGGAAACAUUCGAUUCUGUGUUUUUAUUUUAUUUUUCUUUCGACAACUCCCCCACCCCGAACCCUUCCCAGUCACCAUGGCGAGCAGCAGCAACCUUGACGAUCCGGACUUAGCCAAUCUCCAAUCAAACUUCGAAGAGCAGCAGGCCAAAAUAAGCGCACUGCGCGAAAUCAUUCGCCAGACGGAGGUGGUGAACGACAUGAAGCAUGCGACCGCCCAGGAGAAGGUGAAAAACAUCGCCCAGCGGCUGACACACUUCAAGACGAAGGUGACGACCUCGCGCCUGAACCGGGCGGGCAGCGCCAGCAGCGCCAGCUCGCAGUCGCUCGCCACCAUCGACCAGGGCGUGCCGCUGCGGGCGGGCUCGGUGGACGUGCGGCCCGAUCCGCGCAGUGCCGCCUUUCCGCGCGGCCGCUCGGAAUCGUACGGCAUGGAGAAGUGCUCGCUGCUGCGGCAGCAGAUCGAGCAGAACCGGCUGAAGAUGGCGGAGCGCGAGUCGAGCCAGCGGGAGAUCGAGGAGAAGGUGAUCGAAAUCAAGCACAAGCUUGAGGCGACCCAGCAAACGCUGGUGGGCCGGUCGAGCACGGGCCUGGCGGAUAUCGCGGCGGAUCGAUCGUUGGGCGAUCCGCCGGACAGGUUGUGGCGCUCGGUCAGCAGCCACUUGUUUCUGGACGCUGAGAUGACGGUGGGAGCGAGGGUGACGAGCUCCACGCCGGUGCAGCAGCUGCAGCACGACAGCGAGGAGCAGUUCGACGACGAGCUGACCAAGUUCGAGGACAGCGUGCGGCAGGCCCAGGUCAAGCGGAAAAGCGACGAAAUGCUCGAACGCAAGGUGACGUCACUGGAGGACGAGCUGCACGAGAAGGAGCGCAUUAUUGACGAGCAGCUCGGUGCACUGUCCCGGCUGGUGAACCGUUUGCUGGAUGAGGACAACGCACCCGAGCCCGAGCUGGUGGGCGAGCUGCACAACCUGCAGAUGAAGUUGCUGCAACAAAGCUACCACAUUUCGAACGACGAAGCAGCAUCACGGCUGCUCGAUUCCUACGGAUACGAUCCACUGCAAAGAGCUAGCGAGUGUAAAAAGAAAAGUAAAGCGCCAGCACUCGCCCCCUUCUCGGAGGACACGAACGCGCAGCAGCUGCACGAUGCGCUGGCGAAAAUUGACACGCUCGAGCAGGCGCUGGCCGCGCACGAGCUCGAAGCGGAGCGCAUGAACCAGCAGAUGGACGAGCUGCGCCAGUCGCUGGAGGAGAAAACGAUCGAGCUGAACGUGAUGACGGCGAACGUGUCGGUGCUGCAGGAGAAGCUAAAGACGAGCGGGCCGAAACCGCUGUUCCCCCGGUCGGCCGACGAGGAGCUCGAGACGGAAGCGGCCAAGCUCCGGCAGCAGCUGGACGAGUCGAACAAGAACAUGAUUAAGUGCAAGCUGAAAAUCAAGCAGCUCCAGAAGCAGGUGGACACGUUCAAGAAAACCUCGAGCGUGCACGAAACGGUCGCGAAGCUGACGGAGGAAAAUGCCCUGCUGGUACAGCGGCUCGCCGAGGUGGAAGAGCGUGCCCCGGACAGUGCCGGCAGCGCGUACGACGGCACCGGCAAACCGGUCGGCCCGGAGCUGCAGAAGCGCAUCGAAAUGCUGGAGCUGACGUGCCAGAACCAGGCCACCGCCAUGCAGCUGCUCGAGGAGCAGAAGAACGACCUGAGCGAAGAUUUGAACCGCACGCGCACCGAACUGCAAUCGCUCGCCGGGCAGCCCACCACUGACGUUGGCGACGAAGGGGACCUGGGCGACAAUGGGCGCAUCGCCAGCCAGAUGCUCUCGAUCGAGCUGGAGGAAAAGCUGGAAAAGUGUCUCGCGGACAAGACCGAGCUGACGCGCGUGCUGCACAGCUGGGAGGCGGAAAAGUCGGAGCUGCUGCAGCGGCUGAAGCGGUAUGCGGACGAGAACGCGGAACUGCUCGGCCGGAUCGACAAGCUCAGCCUGGAGAAGGUGAGCUCGGCCGAGUCGAUCGAGAUACUGGAAAACCUGACGCAGCGCGAAAAGCAGGAGAUGGAAAACUCGGAGAAGGGUGGAACCAUGGCGGAGGGUGGUGAUGCUGAUGCUGCUGCUGCUGAGGGCGGUGGUGCGCCCGAUGGAGACGGUACGGACGGCAAACCGAGCAGCAAGGAGGACCUGAACGAGAGCCUGCUGAAGCUGAUGGAGGAAAGCAAGGAGCUGAUGGACAAGGUGGAGCUGUUUACGGACGAGCGGCGCGAGGUGCUGGAAAAGCUGGACGCGAUCUCGAUCGAGAACCAGGCGUACAUCUGCGAGCUGGACAAGCUGAAGGAGGCGAACGAGCAGCUGCGCACGUACAGCGGCGAGCUGGCGUCGGCCAAGUCCGACCUUGAGGAUCGGCUGCGCAUCAUGAACGACGAGAAGGAAAGCAUCCGCCAGGAGCUGGCCACCGUUCGGGUCGGCUCGGUCGUGCCGGUGCCGGCAGCGUCAGCGGCGAGCGGCGCCCCGACGGAAGCAGCCGCCGUGUUCGAUCAGACCGUGUACCAGCAGUCGCUGGUGGCGGUCGAGACGGAAAUCGCAAACUACAACAAGAACAAGGACAAGCAGAAGAAGAUGCAGCUGGCCAAGAAGCUUACCGUGAGUGCGAAAAGCAUGGUGACAAUGAGCAGGCAGCUGCUGGAGGAGUACGGCCGGUGUGUCGCGGAGCGGGAGCAGCUCAGCGAACAGAUUGCGCUCCUAUCCCAGCAACAGCAGCAGCAGCAGGAACACAUUUCAAGCACGCUCGAGGCGGACGAAGGCAAGGACGGCACGAUCAGCACGCUCGAGGCGAAGCUGGCAGAAACGGUCAAGUGUCUCGAAAGCAAAGCGUCCGAGGUGAUGCUGCUGCAGGAGGAGAUCGCACUGCUGAAGCACGAGCUGGAGGUGGCGUGCGGCGACGACGAGCCGGAGCUGCUGAAGGUGGAGCUGAACAGCAAGAACGACGAGAUUCUGCUGCUGAAGAAGGACAUCGAUGCGCUGGUCGAUGCGAAAUCGGCCGAACUGCAGCAGAUCCAGCAGCGGCUGCUCGAGGCGCAGCAGGAAACCCACCAGCUGAAGGUGUACGGUGCUGAGCGGCAGCACCAGCUCGAGCGGGAGGUGGAAGCGCGCACGCAGCAGCUAGAGCGCCUGCAGGCGGAGCUGCGCCAUAGCGUGGCGGAAACGGCGACCGAGGAGCUGGAGGCGGAGCUGCAGCACAAGCAGGAAACGAUCGACACGCUCAACGGGCAGAUCAUCGAGCUGUACCGCACGGUCGAGGAGCACCAGGAGCGGCUGGACGGGGCGCAGGCCGAGCGGCGCCUGGUGGAGCAGAAGAACGAGGAGCUGCUGGAGAAGCUGAAGAAGUUUGCCGCCAAUCUGAAGAAGAAAAACGUCCAGUGCGCCGAGCUGGAGAGGGAGCUGGAGCGGCUGGGCGAGUCGAACCGUGCGCUGCAGGAGCAGCUCAGCAGUGCGGGAGCGCCCAUCGAUGCGGGUGAGGCGACGAGCGAGCUGCAGGAGGCAAACGAACAGCUCGGCCAAAAGCUGCACCAUCUCAACAACGAGCUGCACCGGCUGCUCGAGCAAAAGUACCACAUGGAGGCGGAGUGCGCGGGCCAGCGGGACGAGGUGGCGAAGCUCACCGAGCAGCUGGCGGCCGCGCGGGACGAGCUGUGCGUCAAAGCGGGCGCGGCCGAGUCGCUGCAGGCGGAGCUGGACCGGUGCCGCGGUGAGAUGCAGACGCUGCAGGACGAGCUGGCGAACAAGAGCGGCAAGAUUGAGAAGUGUAAGGUGAUCAUCAAGGAGAAGAUAAAGGAAGCGCAGCGGCUGCUGGAAUGGGAGCGGCGGGCCGCCUACCUGGAGGACGAGCUGCGCAUGACGCAGAGCAAUCUGGAGGACUUCCACAACCAGACGCUGCUGCUGGGCCGGCUGAAGAGCGAGAAGGAGGAGCUGAACGCGACCGUCCGGGCGGAGCACGAGCAGUGCAAGCGGCUAGAGGACCGGCUGGCCGAGCUGCAGGAGGAGCUGGUGGUGGCGAACGACCGGGACAGUCGGAUGGCCGAGCAGCUGCGCCACACCGAGCGGUGGAUCGAGCGGUACCGAGAGAAGUGGAGUCGUCGGGCGAAUGACUCCACGGUGGACAGCCCACUGGAGGAGCCACCGAAGGAUGUGUUCGGCUGGCUGGCGUUGCUAGUCGAGACGGACCAGCUCGUGACGCAAACGCUGGCCGAAAAGGUGAACGCAGUGCGUGCGCUGGAGGCGCGGGUACAGGAAACGGACGAACGCACGGGCCAGCUGACCAGCGAGAUCGAACGGCUGCAGACGGAACUCGAGACGGCACGCAGCGAGCGCUCCCAGAGCCGGCUGGAGCGGGAACAGGAAAUGGAACGGCUCGCCCAGCAGCUGGCCACUGUCCGGAAGGAUCUGGAGCGGGCGGUGGCUGAUCGCGGCGCGCUGGAAUCGCAGCAAACGGAACUGGUCGAGGCGCGCGAUGAGAUCGAGCGGCUGCGGGCGGAUCUCGACGCCGGUCACGAGGCGUUUGAGCAGCACCGGCAGUCGGCAGUCGAGCGGGAGCACAACAUUGAGCAGCUGAAUGAGCGCCUGGUCGCCACGCAGGAGCAACUGCAGCAGGCGCUGGAAGCUCGCAAGGAGCUGGAGGAAUCGCACCGUUGCGAGCUGAUCGAGCUGCGCAAACUGCUCGAAACGGCACAGCAGGAGCGUCUCGCAGCGGAGCAGCAGCUGAGCGAAGCGAACGAAAGCAAUGCCGAGCUGGGCGAGGAGUGCGCUACCUUGCGCACGAACGUGGCUGCCCUCGAGCAGCAGCUGGGCGAAGAGCGGGACACGAUUCAGCGGCUCACCGACGCGAACGAGGCUCUGCGCGGUCAGCUGACGCAGCUGCAGGACUCGUUGAGUGUGGCAACGCAAGGCACCGGCUGGAUCGAGGCGCAGUGCGAACAGCUGCGAAGGGACCACGAAACGACCCAGGCAGCGCUGGCGGAUGAAAAGCGACAAAAGGAACAGCUGAACGAAGCGCUGAAGCAGCGCGACCAGGAGCUAGAGCUGUUGCGGCGCGAGUCGGAGGAGCUGCGGACGCGUCAAUCCGAGCAGCAGUCGCAGGAGCUAGACGGCUUGAAGCAGCAGCUGCACGAGCUGGACCAAGCGCGUGCCAGCCUGCAGACCAGCCUGGAUGAGCAGCGGGUGCAGUGUGAGGAGCAAACGCACGAAUUGGCCCAGCUGCGCGACACCGUCGCUUCGCUCGAGCGGCAAACGCACGAAGACCGCACGAACAUUUCCAUCCUAACCUCGCUGAACGGGGCGCUGAACGAAGAUUUGGAUUUGCUGCAGCAGCAGACGGGCGAGGCGGAGCAGCGCUACCAGACGCUGCUCGACCAGUACGAGCAGAAGCAGCGCGCCCUGCAGACGGUGGAAGCGGACCUGCAGCGGCAAACGGAAGCUGCCGAUGAGCGGUACGAGCAGCUGAGCGAGCAGCUAGAGCAGAAGGGCCGUGCGCUGGAGGCGGCAGAGCAGACGCUGGCGCAGGAAAUGACCCGCAAGGAGCAGCUGUCCAGUGCGCUCGACACGAAGGAGCGCGAGUGUGCCGAACUGCAGCGCACGCUAGAGGAGAGCCAGGCGUUGCCCGCCGGCCAGCCCGAGGCGCCGAAGCCCGAGCCCGAGCUCGGCAUGUGGGACGACGCCGGCUGGGGCAUGGGCGAUACGGCCCGGCUGGAGGAGACGAUUCGCGAGAAGAGCGAGCUGAUACAGCAGCUCGAGGCGGAGAAGGAGCUGAUGCAGCAGGAAAUUACCGACCUGAAGGUGAAGUCGGGCAAGCUGCUGCGCAAGGUGAAGGAGUGCAAGGUGAAGCUGGACGCACAGCAACCGCGGCAGGAGCAGCAGCAGCAGCAGCAGCAGCAGCAGCAGUCACCCCAGGACCCGCUGCUUGAGCAGAAGGUGGUCGAGCUGCAGCGCGAAAAGGAAGCGCUGGCGGUGAAGCUCGAGCUGCUCGAGUCGGCCUGCGAGAAGCUUACCGAGGUGAAGGAGCACCAGGACCGGCAGAUUGAGAUGUUGCGCGAAGCGGCCACUGCCUCGACCACUGUGCCAUCGGGUGAGGUGGACGAGCUGCGGGCGCGAGUGCAGCAGGUGACGGCCACGCUGCAGAUGCGCGAAUCGGAGGUGGCGCAUCUGAACGCGCGGCUCGAGCAGCUCGCCCGGGAGGUGGAGGGCGUGGAAGAGCUGCGCACACAGCUGAGCGAACUGCAGCGCUGGAACGCGCAGCUACAGUCGGCGGGCAGUGACGCGCUGGCGUCAGUGGCCACCGUGCCCGAGUCGACCAGCCACUCGCUGGAGCUGCAGCUGGCCGAGCUGGAGCACACCAACCGGCUGCUGGAGGAGGAAAAGGCGGAGAUGGGCCGCGAGCUGGAGGUGCUGAACCAGCAGAUACUGCACGAUCUGCAGUUCGAGGAUCGGCUCAACAAGGCACUGCUCGAACUGGACGCGAAGGGCGUCGAGAUACAGAUGCUCCGCUCGACGCUGGACCAGCUGCAGCGGGAGGACGCGGGUUCGGCGGAGCCAGUCGCUGCUUCCCCCGAUCAACAGCUUACCGACCUGCAGACACGGGUGGAGGAGUUGGAACGAGAGCGUGCGGAUUUGUUGCAGCGAGCGUCGAGUGGCGCUGCGGGCACUGCCGGCACGGAGCUGGCCACCACUCCCCAGGUCGAUGACGCAACCGUGCGGGAGGUGCUGGAGCGCCAGGAGCUAGAAAUCGUGACGCUCAAGGAGCAGCUGGCCCUGCGCAGCGCCGAAUAUGCCCGGCUGGCGGCACGCGUCGAUCCCACGAAGCUGUUCGCGUCCGGGCUGAGCGGUAGCGAGUCGGCCGCCCCGAAGCCGGAACAACAGCAAGCGUCCGGCGACCGGGUGCCACAGGCUGAGCUCGAGCUGGCACUCUACAUGAUCUACCAGCGCGAUAUGCGGUGCGACGAGCUGGAGCUGGAGCUGCGCAACCUGCUACAGGAGCGCGACACGCUGCAGCUGCGGCUGUCGAACGCGCUGCGCAUGCACGAGGAGUACAAGAUGCGGUUAGCGGGCCCCAUUCCCGGAGAGCAAGAGUACGGCACGUCAGGGGAGUGUUCGAUCGAUGCCUCGCCGGACCGUUCGCUCGGCAGCCUGCCGGUGGACGAGCGGCCCGUCUCGAGCCUGUCCGGUCCCCAGGACCUCACCUCCAAGCUGUCCGAGCUGCAGUCGAUCAGCUACUCGAAGGAAAAGCGCUGGCAGGAGGAGCGCGAAGAGCGCGACCGCCAGCUGACUCUGAUACAGCGCGAUCUGGCCAACAUGCCGGUCGAGGCGGCAGCCAAAAUCGCGGGCACGGACGUGACGGCCGAUGCAGAUGCAACAGCUCCACAGCAGAGCGCGUCAACGGUGUUGCUUAACUGGAUAUUGGGAAAGAAAUAGAAGCACACACUAGCGCGCCCGUAGUCUAGUUCGAUAAGGUAUCAUUGUUUUGUUGAUUUUGUUUUGUUUUGUUUUGUUCCUUUUUAUUCCCUUCCACCCCCUACUGUAAGUGUGGAUGUGUUCCAGCAGAUUCGCAGUAACCACUGCCCGCGGAAGAAGAAGUAGCGAAUGAUUAUCCGCUCUGCACUACGAGGAGCAUGACAUGCUCCGCACCUAACGAAUCAUUAUGUAUCUACAAUAGUUUCCGACCAGGAUUUCCACACAAAAAACUACCGUCGGUUAUUGUUAUAAUGCGUAGGGGGUUUUCCCUGGAUUUGAGGCUGUUUUUUCGCAAUUUGUUUAAUCAUUCCUACGGUGAGAAGUAGCCGUUAAACCGUGGGACUGAUUCAAAAUGUGUGGGAAACAGCUUAAAAGCCCUGCGGGAAACCGUGCAACGACGCUUGGUUGCGUUUCUGUUCCGGGAGUUAUUACGCAUUUGGGUUAGAGAACGGUGAAGUAAAUGUAUGAUACAGGUAUAUCUCUCAAAUUAACGCUCUAGUGAAACAAAGAUGUAUAAUAAAAAAAAGAAAACCA
Messenger RNA from Anopheles merus, 8141 nucleotides. Its product is annotated as protein lava lamp. The transcript is spliced from 7 exons. NCBI's taxonomy places the organism in Eukaryota, Metazoa, Arthropoda, Insecta, Diptera, Culicidae. The record is from RefSeq and is a predicted model, not a curated record. Bases 195 to 7568 code for a protein of 2457 amino acids.